AUGGGUAUGGCAGCAGAAUCGCAGUUCCAUGUAUUAGCUGUUGAUGAUAGUUUAUUCGAUCGGAAACUCAUAGAAAGAUUGCUUCAAAAGUCUUCGUGUCAAGUAACAACGGUUGAUUCAGGCUCCAAGGCUUUAGAAUUUCUGGGUUUAAGAGAAGGUAUUGAGAGAAACCACCCAAAUGCACUUUCUACGUCUCCUAAACUUCACCAGGAAGUUGAAGUGAAUCUUAUAAUCACUGAUUAUUGUAUGCCAGGCAUGACUGGUUAUGAUUUGCUCAAGAAAGUCAAGGAAUCAUCAGCGUUUAAGAACAUACCAGUAGUAAUAAUGUCCUCUGAGAACGUUCCUGCAAGAAUCAGCAGAUGUUUAGAAGAAGGAGCUGAAGAGUUUUUCUUGAAACCAGUAAGAUUGGCUGAUCUCAACAAGUUGAAACCUCAUAUGAUGAAAGCAAAGUUGAAGAACCAGAAGCUGGAAGAGAUUGAAAGACCUUCAAAAGGCGCAAAUGUUGAACCAGAGAUUAAAGAUUCAACAGAAAUCGGAAUCAAAAUGUUGCCUCUUCAAUCAGAGUUUGAACCGAAACAACUGCAUCUGCAAGUAGUACAACAAGAGGAACAAACAUUGAGUAACAACAAGAGAAAGUCAAUGGAAGAAGGGCUCUCAGCAGAUAGAACACGUCCUAGAUUCGAUGGUAUCACUACCGCUGUCUGA
Thlaspi arvense is the source of this 705-nucleotide messenger RNA. NCBI's taxonomy places the organism in Eukaryota, Viridiplantae, Streptophyta, Magnoliopsida, Brassicales, Brassicaceae. The record is from the annotation of a GenBank genome assembly.